This is a messenger RNA of Alternaria viburni, 738 nucleotides long. RefSeq lists its product as uncharacterized. Lineage: Eukaryota; Fungi; Ascomycota; Dothideomycetes; Pleosporales; Pleosporaceae. Bases 1 to 738 code for a protein of 245 amino acids. The record is from RefSeq and is a predicted model, not a curated record. The transcript has 2 exons.
AUGGAGUCCCCCAGCAACCCACACAAGCGACAGAAGCUCGGUUUCGAGAGAGAGAUCACCCUGAAAGAAGACGAUCCCGAUGCUCUACUCUUGAUGCUCAACUUUGCAUACGAUCAAAAGAUACCAAGUCUGGAUGACGUUGACAACGUUAUUCGUACUGCCCGUAGCAUCCGAGAUUGCUUAGGCUUGUACCGCGUCGGUGACAAGUACGACUUUCCUCAGUUCCGGGAUCGGGUCAUCUCAGUGUUCAAAUGUAGCAUUGGUUGGUGGUCGAUGCAAGUGCGAUCAGACGACCCAGACCCUAUAGAUGCCGUUGUACAUCGAGAGUUCUGUGGAUUCGUCAGAGACGUCUAUGAUAUUGUUGGUUCGGAACAUCAUCCUAGUCAUCCAUUGGUAGAUGUGUUGCUAGGAUUUGCAGGCGACCAGCGAUCCACAUAUAUGGUCAACCGCAUCGGUCGCCAGCCACUCAUAGCGUCGGCCUGUCGGGAAGUGGCAGAAUUUGGACGGGACAUCUUUCUCCAUUUGAUGGCAAAGACUGGAGUCUUACAUCAGGAUGGCGGUAUCGUGACGGAGGCACUGUGUAUCGCGGCUAGCAGAAGAUGUCCAGAAUGUGAGGAGAUUGUGUUGAUGGCCGAGCUGAAGGAAAAUGAUUGGAAGGGUCACUGUCCUCGUUGUGGUGGUUACCAACUAGACUGGCGGCCAGAAAUGCUGUCUUACGAGGAAGACAAAUUCAGUUAG